CAGAGCUAGCGGCAGCAUAGAUGCUGGUCCUCUCCUGUCCCUGAGAUCCUGCUGCUGCUGAUGGCACUACCGCGGUUAUGGUUGGGGUUACUUUCUCAUGCUUUGAUGGGAGUCACGAAGAUACCACUGGAAGAGAACCUGUGUACCACAGUCCCUUGCAGAUUAGCAUUUCCCAAAGAACCUCUGGACAACUCCAUGAUCAUGGGCUACUGGCUCAACAAAAAUGUCAGCGCCCCUGUAGCUACCAAUAAGUCCAAUGUUAUCAUAGAUGAUCACAACAAUGGGAGAUUCCACAUUCUUUGGAACCUUGAAGAACGAGACUGUACCCUGCUGAUCCACAAUGUACUCAAAAGGGACGACGCGACAUACUUGUCCGCUGCAGAUCUUCAAGAACAAAAGACUGCCUUCCUGAGGGAGAACAUCACACUCUUCCUGUCAGAUAUUCCUAUGGCCAGAGCGUCUGUGACCUUGACCUGCACCAUCAGAAGCUCCUGCAUAGCAGCCAAAGCCCGUUUCCUCUCCUGGAAAGAGCCUGCCACGUCCUUCAACACCGAUGGCUCCAGAAACUCCUCCGUCUCUUCCUCGGUGCUGCACUUCACACCAAAGCCCAAGGACCGUGGCACCACACUGCAGUGCUACUUGAACUUCCCUCUAUCUAACUCGACCGCUGUCAGGUUCCCAGUGAUCAUGCCCGCCACACUGUUGUAUUACGUGUGUUCCUUGGAGAAGAUUCCGCAGUGCAACUGCUCUUUCUACGGUAUCCCCACACCCUUCGUGCAGUGGCUUAUGGACGGUGUUCCUGUGAUAAAGAAAAACAUGAGUGACACCUUCCAGGUGACGACCACCAUAACUGCCCCCUGGGCUAACAGCACCAUCAGAUUUACUGGGAAGCCGGAAGAAGUCAUGAGCCUUCGCUGUGAGGGGAAGAACAAAUAUGGAAUCCAAGAGGCAAGCAUCUUCCUGGUACCAGAUGAGAGUUCAGUUCCCAUAUUGUUCGUGAAAGGGCUGAUCCAGGGCAUCGUGUAUGGAGUCAUUAUUCCAGCACUAUUCUACUUCUUCCUUGUCCUUCUUCUAAUCAGGUUUCUUAAGUGGUGGGUGAAGCGUCAAAUCCCCAAGGAGGAAGAGGCCCUGAUCCUCAAGAAGCCAGAGCUGCUGGAGGAGCCGGAAACGUCCAAGGAGACUAAAGACACAACCUCGACCAGCUGGGCCGGAGAGAAGUCCCUGGAGCGGCUGGAGCCCAGGCCGUCCACCAGCCAGGAGGCUGCACUGCUGCGGCCCUCAACGAGCGCUCUUUAGAAACGGAGAUGCCCCGGGCCCCCUGGACCCUUCCGCCCUGGACCCCAGGGCUGGACCGCAGCUCAUUCCAAGGCCUGGCGGCCAGCACAGGGAACCAGGGCUGGGCCUCAACAGCCACUGUCUGCUCUUCAAGCUGAGCUCCCCUUCCAGCAGCCCAGCCCCUGGCCCCAGAGGAGGCCACUCCAUCCCGGCACCACUGCUCGGCCCGGGGCGAAGAGGAAAUGCUAGGAAGGGAGCUCAGGCUGCUGGAACCACGGUCCGCAGACCGGGUGGUUUACACAACAGAAGGCAGUUUUCCAUGAUCCUGGACCCUGGUGAGAUGAGGGUGAGUCUGAGGUGAAGGUGUCGGCAGGGUGGGUUCCCCUGAGGCCCCUCCUUGGCUUGCAGGUGGCCAGAUUCUCUCUGUGUCCUCCCGGGGUCCCCCUCCCUCUCCGUGCCUCUGUGUCCUCUCCUCUCCUCUUAAGGAAAUCAGCCCUAUUGGAGUAGGGCCCACCCUAA
Eptesicus fuscus (big brown bat) is the source of this 1794-nucleotide messenger RNA. Its product is annotated as myelin-associated glycoprotein. Lineage: Eukaryota; Metazoa; Chordata; Mammalia; Chiroptera; Vespertilionidae. Gene Ontology annotation, molecular function: sialic acid binding. Gene Ontology annotation, biological process: cell adhesion. The coding region runs from base 61 to 1296 and encodes 411 amino acids. Gene Ontology annotation, cellular component: plasma membrane. The transcript is spliced from 6 exons. The record is from RefSeq and is a predicted model, not a curated record.